Leguminivora glycinivorella is the source of this 3691-nucleotide messenger RNA. RefSeq names its product diphosphoinositol polyphosphate phosphohydrolase 2 (gene Aps). Gene Ontology annotation, cellular component: cytoplasm; nucleus. Gene Ontology annotation, molecular function: endopolyphosphatase activity; bis(5'-adenosyl)-pentaphosphatase activity; bis(5'-adenosyl)-hexaphosphatase activity. Lineage: Eukaryota; Metazoa; Arthropoda; Insecta; Lepidoptera; Tortricidae. Gene Ontology annotation, biological process: diadenosine pentaphosphate catabolic process; adenosine 5'-(hexahydrogen pentaphosphate) catabolic process; diadenosine hexaphosphate catabolic process. The transcript has 5 exons. The record is from RefSeq and is a predicted model, not a curated record. The coding region runs from base 355 to 987 and encodes 210 amino acids.
UUCUUCCGGCUGUCAGCUGAUAGUCCCUUGCUUUUGCUUUCCAAUACCUAUUUCGAUUUUCGCAAAGAAAACGUCAGGCACCAUUCAACAUGGGCUCGAAAUACGCGAUCAAGAGCUAGUUAUAGCUGAAAUAUUGCUCUAAUUGUAGUGUUAUCGUUAUUAUAGUUUCAUUUUACAUGUACGUUGUGUAACUCUUCAAUUAGUCGAAAAUGGAUACGUUUAUCACAGGAUACCUCAGUUAUGGCGUUUGUUGAUCACUAAAAAAUUUCGUUCGGUUGAUAAUUUUCUUUAUAUUUGAUGUCCGUUUUUCGUUCGUGAUCGUCUGUUUCGUUCGCGUUUACGUGUUUACUCGAAAUGGUGAAGGAGAAGCCAAAUUCGAUCCGGAUCUACGAUGAGGAAGGUUUCCGACGCCGUGCGGCUUGUAUAUGCGUGCGAUCCGACGCCGAAACGGAGGUGUUGCUAGUGACAUCAUCUCGGCGGCCGGACAACUGGAUAGUGCCGGGUGGCGGCGUGGAGCCCGAGGAGGAGCCGUCGGUGACGGCCAUGCGGGAGGUGCUGGAGGAGGCCGGCGUCAUCGGCAAGCUCGGCCGCUGUCUCGGCGUCUUUGAGAACCGCGAACAUAAGCACCGCACGGAAGUGUACGUGAUGACGGUGACCCAAGAGUUGGCCGAGUGGGAGGACGCGCGCCUCAUGGGCCGCAAGCGGCAGUGGUUCAGCAUCGACGACGCGCUGGCGCAGCUCGCGCUGCACAAGCCCAUCCAACGGCACUACCUGCAGCUGGUCUGUACUCUACCCCUCAUGGACCGCAAGCAGUGGUCCUUAGUUUCCUACAGACACAAGAGCUGUGUGGGAGGCCUCAUGGGCCGCAAGCGGCAGUGGUUCAGCAUCGACGACGCGCUGGCGCAGCUCGCGCUGCACAAGCCCAUCCAACGGCACUACCUGCAGCUGCUCCGACGCAGCCGGAAGCCGGACCCCGACGGCAGCUAAGCUGUGUCCUGACAGGUUUUUGUGAUGUUCGCUGUCGCCUCCCACGCCCCGCCACAUUCUGGCCGACACAAGUAACUUGACACUAGAGUACUAACUACGAAUACGCUGGCCGUUCUAUAAUGCAUAAAUUCGGUUUCCAACUUAUGAGGUCUUACAUCAGGAAAUAUUUACACGCAUUGAAUUACAUAUUACUACGUAAAGACAAGCUUUGCCCUACGAAUUGUGACUUGUGACAAUACUUUAUUUUGUCUCUUGUACGAUUGUCACGCAACCAGUCUAGUUGCGUUAAUCUGAAGAACUCAUGGACCAAUUACGUUGUUGCAUUCGCAUGACGUGAUUUUACACCAUUUUUUUUUAUUUUGGGCUUUGGACAUGAACAGUUUGUGUCAGAAAAAAGUGACAUGAAAGAGCCCAGGUUUAAGGUUAUACUAGGUGUCUCCGUUUUUAGCAUUAUACUGUUUUUACCGCAGAAAUAAUAUCUGGAAGUUGAUGAAGUAAUAUUUCUUCUAAUUAAAAUAAAAGUGUCUUGAUAAUCUUGUUAGGUUAGAAUGGGACGUUCGUGGGAGGCAUAACUUUCGCAUUAUACAUUGUAGAUGCCGCAUAUUUUAAUCUUCUACAAUACUAUUUUAGCAGUGUUGGCUUUCGAUUUGUCCUGGUUUUACACCAGCAAUUGUAUUUAUUAUAAUCAUAACACUAUAUUUAUAAAUAAGCCACUGUUUAGUCAUCAUCUAAAACAGUAAGUAGUACCUACACAUAGUUUUACCACUUGUCUGUUUCGCCAGAAAUAAUGCCUUGCGAGGCAACUCCAUCUCCGAAGAUGCCUCACCCGAGUCAAAAUAUUUUUGUCCAUAUCUAUUGUAACACCUUGACUGUGAACAGAACGAAAGCCUUGCAAGUAGUUGCCGUGCGGGGCAACUCUGUUUGUGAAAAUGCCUCGUAUAAUUCCUCUCGUGCGUUUGUAUGCUUCACAUGUUGCUUCUAUGUAUAUCGAAUGAUACUCCCAUAUACUGUGUCCACUGUGCCUCUUUUCGAUACACAGUGGGAUUCGCCAUGGCACAUUUAACAAAACAUAAAGAUGGCAUUACUAAACCUACCGUACAUGUGCGUAAAAGAACUCUAACAUAACUGACAGAUGCGUAUGGUUUUUGGUUUUGGUUAUUACGAAUGCAGUGAAAAGGUUUAAAACUCUUUAUUUAAAUUAGGAUAGAUCUCUAAGCCAACACUUUAAUAAUCGACCGCUAUAGGGAUGGGUAUGAGAUUAUUGUUAUUUUGUUAAGGCGCCCAAUUUGUAUUGACAUGUCGGCGGCCGAUCAUAUCGUCUGCCAGAUGAUGAAAUUCCUAGUCAUGUCGUGAAACGUGAACUCGUUGCCUAGUCGACGAACCCCCGCUGCGCGGGGCCCUGUUUCUGAACAAUUUACCCUAUGGGUAUCUCGAGCAACAUAGGUAACCAAUGUCUAUGUACUAGUGAAAUGUAACUAGACAAAAUAUUACACAGGAUUUUUACGAUCGGUCGCCGAUAAAUAUACUGUCCUAUAUGAAUGACAUGUAAUUUUAAUGAGAAAUUAUCAUAGCAUGAAUGAACAUUUAUACUGUAAAUUAAGACAAUUUUAAUCGACUGACAAUAGAUCUGUUUCAUAUUUUAUUAUACUUCAUUUCAUUAGUUAUCGGAAUUGUAUUCUUCAGACAUUCACAAGUUAUUUUAACACAUAAUAGGGCAGUAUAAAAGUGAAAAUGUAUACUUAUUGUACUCUUGCAAGAAACCGCCUCCUAUAAGUCUUAACUUUAAUUUUGUGGUAUCUCGCAUAAGAUUUUCUGGAAUUUUAUUGCUUUAAAGUUUAACAGUAGAAAAUAUCGAGUUGCAACUCGUUUACAAAAUGCCACAUAUUCAAACAUACUGAACUUAUGAACCUUCUCAGAAGAACAAAAAUAAAAUAUUGAACUGUAGCCGCGCGUCUCUAUGUCUUUAGCGGACAGAGUUAAAAAUAUCUGUAGAUCAACAUAUCAAAAAAAUUUAAAUAGAUUUUUGUUUAUUCAAUAUGAAGUGUAAUGAUGAAAUGAAAUAACGGGGAAAAUAUUAACAUAUAAGUUUGGUAGUGUGAAAAUGUGGCAUAUCGUCACUACUUUGAAAAAAACUUGUAUCUUCUUCUGUCAAUGAAAAGAAAAUUGUAGUAAGUAUGUAUAGAAUGCAUAUAGACUUACUGCGUUUUAACUUUGAGGAGAAGCCUGAGAUACGAGAUUUUUUCAAAGUAGUGACGAUAUUGUGAAAUUAUUUCAACUUACAAACAUUUUACGAUAGAUUCACGAAACUUGGUUCGUGUAACUGAGACCUAAUUUCGUUAUAAACAUACAAUAUGUUCUCUCCCAUUCAUAUGUUUUCAUCGGUUAAUUUUACAUAUGACAAGUAGCAAUAAAAUUAAAUUCAGUCAAUAUAAUGAAUUAAAUGUGGAAUCAGUCUGACAUUCACAUUGGCCUGUCUGUAGGUUAGGUUACCGGACUGAACUCGGCUAGGGAAACGCGACAACUCUGAACCUUAUGGCCAACGAAAUAAGGAUCACUGUUGGACGUGUACGACGAAGUUUGUAAGAGAAAAUUGACGACGCGCGCGCAGAAUUUUGAGAUUUUUAGCUUGUAAAGUGUCAACCCUAAAGAUAUGUUAUACUUCUUGGCAACCCUAUUUUCCGUUGAUAUUUUUUGUUUGAAGCAA